Molecule: messenger RNA, 1750 nt
Organism: Heterobilharzia americana
Lineage: Eukaryota; Metazoa; Platyhelminthes; Trematoda; Strigeidida; Schistosomatidae
Source: the annotation of a GenBank genome assembly
CUCUGUCCACCGUAAGAACAAACAAAUCUCAAAAGAACGAUCCUUAAAAAGCCGUGGGACCGGCCACAAAAAGUGUCCAGUGAACACUAGGGUAACACAAAUCACUUCCUGUUUAACUAUCAAGUGUGACGUAAACACAACUCUUAGGAUGCGGACAGCCAAAAAGUGUCAGAGUACAAACUAUACUCCAUAGCAUUAUAUACUCCUGAGGCUUCAACGACGGGCACUAAACUAAGCAGAUUCCUACAUACGAAAACCACUCGCGGUACAAAAAUCCACCGUUGCAAAGAAUUCAGUCCACUUAGUUAUUCCACCUGGAUGUAUCGACCAAAUAUUCACACUGCGCCAGGUCCUGGAACAUAGGCAUGCUUACAGACGCCCGACAAUAGCUGUAUUUCUCGACCUGAAGGCGGCAUUUGACUCCGUUGAUCGAGAAGUCUUAUGGCAGUGUCUGUCACUGAAAGGCGUGCCUAGUAAGUACAUCACCUUAUUGAAAGCUCUCUACUCGAACACUUGUGGGCAUGUUAGAGCCUAUGGUGAGUUGUCCAGGGAGCUAUACUCAUCAAGUGGUGUCCGUCAAGGAUGCCCACUAUCCCCAUUCUUAUUUAAUUUUAUCAUAGAUAUUCUUAUGGAGGUUUCCCUCUCGUCACCUAAUUACAAAGACGUUGACCCGAUCACAGGUGAAUUUUCCUUAGAUCUAGAAUAUGCAGAUGACAUAGUCCUGUUAGGUGAAGACGCUGACAAGAUGCAGAGUCUUCUGAACACUUUGAGUGGAAAUUUGAGAAUGUUUGGGAUGCGAUUUUCACCACCCAAAUGCAAAUUUUUGCUCCAGGACUGGUCUUCAGCGGUACCGCGGUUAACAAUAGAGAGUGAAGUAGUUGAGUGUGUUGACCACUUCACCUACCUGGGAAGUAGGAUCAACCCUGGUGGGUUAGUUGCCGAUGAGAUUUCUGCACGGAUACAAAAGGCUCGAUUGGCUUUUGCCAAUUUGCGCCACCUAUGGCGCCGCCGUGAUAUUCGUUUGUCUAUUAAGGGUCGCGUGUACUGCACAGCAGUCCGCUCUGUUCUACUGUAUGGCUGUGAAACAUGGCCAUUGAAAGUGGAAGACAUGAGAAGGUUACAGGUAUUUGACCACCGUUGCCUUCGUAGUAUAGGACGUAUUCCGUGGUGUCACCAUGUGAGUAAUGCAGAAGUUAGGUGUAGAGUUUUAGGGAGAAGAGGUAAGUCAGUCGACGAGGUUGUGAACCUUCAUCGACUGAGAUGGUUGGGACACGUACUACGUAUGCCUAGUCACCGAUUGCCUCGUCACACAAUGUUGGCUGAGGUGGGUCCAGGCUGGAAAAAGGCCCGAGGUGGCCAGACUAAAACAUGGCACCAAUGUAUGAAGUCUCUGACUGUUGGUUUAAGCCAUGUAGGACGAUGCAGACUAGGUGGUUGGGGUCCGCGGGACAAGAGGAACCAGUGGUUGGAGACCCUAGGUGAUAUGGCUCAGAACCGAUUUCAGUGGCGCAGAUGUAUACACACAUUAUCCUCAUCUUAACAACGCUAUGCCGAAUCUCACUAUUUUGUCACUCCUCUUUCCUUUCUUCUCAUACUUUAUAUUUCUUUUGACUGCAUUCACUUAUCUUCAUCCUUCACCUCACUACCUUUUUACUUGAUGUGCUGAUAUGAGGUGUGGCAACUCGGACCGUUACGCAGUAAUGCCUGGUCCUAUGUUGAUAAUGAUGAUGAUGAUCUUUUAACCUAUAAA